AUAUUAUACGUUCUACGACUAGCCAAAAAGGUUAAUAUUAUCAUUGUCCACUAUAAACCCGUACCUAUACAAUAUGGUUUUGGUUAUUUGUAAAAUAAUAAUUUUCGUUCGGAUUGUUGUUGUCUAAAUUAACAACGCUAGCUGUUACAUGAGUGGAUUUGACAAAAAACCUCGAGCACUGCACUAUCAGAAAAUAAUAUACCUAUUCCGUGGCCGAAGCAAGUAUUUAAAGUUUCAGAAUGGACGUUAUAGCAGAACGUUAUGUACAGUUGUAUGAAUUCUUCCAAAAGAAUAUCCUGUGCGACGUGUCUUUGGAGUGCGACGAUGGUGUUGUUGUUUCUGCCCAUAGAGUUGUCUUAGCUUCGGCGAGCACAGAGUUUUUGUCGAUGUUCAAAGAAAGCCAAACAGACACGAUUCGCAUGUAUAAAAUAAAAUCCGAAGAUUUGCGACAAUUAGCGAAAUUUGCAUACACAUUCGAGGCGGACAUAAACGAAGAAGAUUACAACCAGGAGAAGUUAUUGUAUUUUAAGUUUUACAAAUGUGUACAGUUAUUCAAAACGAACGGCAAACUUCCCAAAGACAUGGCGAAAUCUUACAAACGUUUUUACGAAUUCUUCCAAAAACAAACCCUGUGCGAUGUCACUUUGGAAUGCGAAGACGGUUCGGAAAUUGCCGCUCACCGAGUCGUCUUGGGUUCGGCUAGCUCUUGGUUUUUGGCCAACAGUCCCUGUAGAAACGGUAAGAUACCGGUAAAAGAAGUCAAAUCCGAAGUUCUGAAGUCGAUUGUCAAGUUUGCAUACACAUCCGAAUUGGACAUCGAGGAAGGAAAUCUUUUGGAAUUACUGAAAGCUGCGGAUUUUUUCGGAUUAAAAGACACAACACAUUUAUUUUAUGAGUACAUCGAUAGUCAUUUAAACCCUACCAACUGCCUCGACUUGGUGAUAACUUUGGCUGAGCUCAAUUUGAACGAAAUACUUCACAGUUUGUGUUUCGACUAUGUUUUAAAUCAUUUCAGAUAAGUCUCGUCGGGUCUGUUCGUUUAAUAAACUUAUGAAAUAAAUAUAUGCGUUUUUCUUUUAGUAACAUUGUGAAGUUGGACUCCGAGUUGAUAAAACUAUACCGAUUGCCGCUUUCCGACGUGAUCGAGUUCAUUGGCAAAGAUAACCUUAUAGUCGAAUCCGAAGACAAUGUCUUUGAAUUUAUCGUCGGCUGGAUAAACAAUAACGUAGAAGAACGGUACUUUUUACCCGCUCUAAUGAAAUGCAUACCGACUUCUUACAUCGUUACAGAAAAAGGCUAUAAACGUAUUCUAAAAGAAUCCCUAAGACAUUUGAGCGACAACAAAUGCUGUUUGUUAGAACUGCUGCGGAAAAUCACAGACAUUCGCGUGGAUCCAAAUAAUUCAAACGCGACCGUUAGAAAACCGUCAUAUGCAUUUCAACCAAUUGUGUGCUGAUAAUAUUUCAAAACUGUGGAUAAUAACUGCCCAAGAUAUUUUUAAUAAUUAUUGACCGUAGCCAUAGUUUGUUUUAAAAUUGUAUAUAUAUAUAUUUAUUU
This is a messenger RNA of Adelges cooleyi (spruce gall adelgid), 1557 nucleotides long. RefSeq names its product kelch-like protein 23. Gene Ontology annotation, molecular function: protein binding. The record is from RefSeq and is a predicted model, not a curated record. NCBI's taxonomy places the organism in Eukaryota, Metazoa, Arthropoda, Insecta, Hemiptera, Adelgidae. Bases 240 to 1019 code for a protein of 259 amino acids. The transcript is spliced from 8 exons.